AUGAGCGCAAUAGGUUCAAGCGAUUUUUCUAUUAACGUGCUACGUGCGUGGUGCAAAAAACUGGGCCUGCCAACUCAUGGCAAUAAAAGUUCGUUGGCUGCGCGCAUAAACGAAGUAGAUUACGCCGUUCGCGGAUGUUGUCCGCGUGAUCUCGACAUAGCGGGAAUAGAAAAUUCUAGCGACUUCGAAAGCGAAGCUACAAAUGAGGAGCAACAACAAUGCGCAAGUACGCAUACUAAUAACACGACAAGUGUAGCGACAAAUGAAGAGACUAAUGAAGAGCAACAACAGUGCGCAAACGCAAUCACAAACGAUAAGGCAUUCAAAAGGGAAAAGCAGCAGACAAAUGAAACGCAACAAUCGUGCGCAAACUCAAUUGUAAACGAUAAGACAGACAAAAACGAAAAGGGGCAGACAAAUGAAAAGCAACAGCAUUGCGCAAACGAAUCUACGAAUGAUGAGACACACAAAAAUUUAAAGGAGCAAACAAACAAAGUAACGAGCGAAACUGAAAUUUUAAAGCGACAGAAAAAUGAUAACGAGUGCAUGCACGAAGUGACAGAUAACUUAGCUUGCGGUACGGCACAACAAAAAAUGCAACCAUUCGACGGUCGUAAACAAAGCGAAUGUAUCGAAGCAAAUGAAAAACACAAUAGACGAAAUAAUUUCACAAACGAAAGCGAAAGUCAACAAGCAGCAUACGAGAUGAUGAAAGAUUCUUCCAACACUAGCUCAGCAAACAAAGAAAUCAAUUUUAUACAAAAAGAGUUAGAACUACUACGAUUCGAAAGAGAGUUACUGCGUCGAGAGAACGAACUUCUAAAAAUGAAAGAAACGGCGCCAUCAGCGAAAACCGCAGCUAAAGAAGAUGUUAUUCCCUUCAACUGUUUAAAAGAAUUUUUUCCUGACUACGACGGGGAAACGAAUGUAAAUGUGUGGCUCGCCCAAGUAGAGGGUAUUAAAAGAUCGUAUGAUUUGUGCGAAAACAAAGUGCGCGCAUUAGUAUACGGAAAAUUAAAAGGUAAAGCACUAAUAUGGCUGCACUCUAAGCCAGAAUUCGCAACUGAACCUGUCGACUAUCUGCUUUCGGUCAUCAAAAAAGUUUUCGCGUCAAAAGAAAGUGCUAUCUUUUUACGGCAAAAGUUUGAAACACGCAAAUGGCGCGUCGGAGAAACAUUUUCCGAGUACUUUAAUGAGAAGACAAUGCUAGCAAAUGGUAUUCAUAUUCCAGAGAACGAGCUAAUUGAUUACAUCGUUCACGGAAUACCUGAUCGCCAGUUACGUAUAAGCGCAAACAUGCAAUGCUUUAAAAACACAGACGACUUGCUGUCAGCAUUCACCAACAUCACCCUUCAACGUCAAACUGCGCAUCCGAUGGACCGUGGUGCAAGCAGUGCUGUGAAAAACGAGAGGCCAGUUGGGCGGUGCUACAAUUGCAACUGCUUAGGCCACAUCGCUUCAGAAUGCAGAAAAUCAAUUCGUGUGGACGGCGCUUGUUUUGCUUGUGGUGAACUGGGACAUCGUGCUGCGGACUGCCGGCUCAACAAGAAGAAGACUGAUGCCGUUGCGAAGAACUGUGACUAUAAUGCCUCAUAGACUCGGGUAGCCCAGUCAGCAUCAUUAAAAGAUCAUUAAUUCCAGGCCACAUUGAAGUAAAGGCUGC
Rhagoletis pomonella (apple maggot) is the source of this 1663-nucleotide messenger RNA. RefSeq lists its product as uncharacterized. The record is from RefSeq and is a predicted model, not a curated record. The coding region runs from base 1 to 1596 and encodes 531 amino acids. Lineage: Eukaryota; Metazoa; Arthropoda; Insecta; Diptera; Tephritidae. The transcript has 2 exons. Gene Ontology annotation, molecular function: zinc ion binding; nucleic acid binding.